Molecule: messenger RNA, 1404 nt
Organism: Quercus lobata
Lineage: Eukaryota; Viridiplantae; Streptophyta; Magnoliopsida; Fagales; Fagaceae
Product: midasin-like
Exons: 9
Coding region: 56-1066 (336 amino acids)
Biological process (GO): ribosomal large subunit assembly; ribosomal large subunit export from nucleus
Cellular component (GO): preribosome, large subunit precursor; nucleus
Source: RefSeq, a predicted model, not a curated record
CCUGCUGGAAUCUGGCUUGAAAUUUUCCUUGACCUUCUCAUCAAGACCUCCCCAAAUGUUUUUACCACAUCAAAAGAUCUUGUGGACAAUGGAUGCAGUGAAUGGGAAAAUUGCCAGUUUUGUUCUUGAAAUGUGGUUUAGGUGGCAUCAGUCUCUUUGGAUCCAUCAGCCUCUUUUUAUCAAGAACUUCUCAAAGAUUGGUGAUUAUGAUAUUCCACUACCUGAUAUGCUUGUACAGCCUGUGAAUACAGCAACAGUCUUCCAGAUUCUGCAAGGUGCAUCUGCUAUCCGUGAAUAUGAUGUGCGAUGUCUGAAGCUUAGAGUUGCUUCUUGUAACCUCUGGAACAGCUCUAUGACUGGGACAAAAUUUCAUCAUAUUCUUUUAUCUAUGGCUCGUUCUCUCUUCCACCAGUCUUUUGAUUCAAAUGAAUUUGCAACAAUCAAGUCCAAUCUUUGUGCAUUAUCGGAGAACUUAGUUAAGGAAAACCUCCAGCAAAUGAGUUCCCUUGUUCUCUCAUUAAGCCAUGGCAGAUUGAAGGAGUCGGUGCAAAAGUACAUUGAACCACUGCUAAAAGAUCUCUAUCUUCACUGUGAAUCUAUUGACUUCCACUAUAUUCUUGGUUGUGCAUGGUUACGGAUUGGGGGAUUACGUUUUCAUCUCUUGCUUAGCUCUGAUGAUCUAGAUCCAGCCAUGAAGCACUAUUGGAAGUAUUCGCAGUUGGCUGACAAGAUAGCAUCCCUUAAGCUUGAAAUCCAGGUGCGACAAGAGUGUGGCUACUUAGCAGGACACUUUUCUACAAGAGAAGAUGAUAAUAGAAGAACACUGGCUUUAGAACAUCUUGAAGUGGAGCUUAGAAGGGUGCAAAGAAAGAUUGUGUUCCGCUCUGAUCCCGGGAAAUUUAUGAAGUUAAAACAUGAUUGCAAAGAAUUUUUCGAAAAGUGUGAUGGGCUUCUUAAAUGUAUUACACCUUUGGAGGUUAUGGUGAGUAAUAUUGAAGCCAUGGGCUUACCACAUAUUGUUGAUCAAGUGUGCAACUGGCAGGUACAAAUAAUUAUGCAUGAUUAGAUAGUUGGGAAUGUAUUUUGUAUGAUAACAGUUCAUUUCUUUUCCAUUCCACAUUGCUGUUGCUUUUUAAAUUAUUAUUCCUAUUUCACAUGUUUCUAUCUUGGUUUAUCAGGACACAGCAACCUGAUUUGUUGGCCGAUUAUCAGAGGAAUAUGCUGAAUAUGUUGAUGUGAAAUGUUAAAAAUAUACAUUUUUAAACCACCCAAACAAACAACAAUUUUGUUGUGGGAGUUGUCAAAUUUCCAUAAGAUGAUUGAAAUAGAGAUAAAACUUUUUCUUCACGAAUGGAAAAAUAAAAACAAAACAAAAACGGUACACAGAUUUAACUUAAAAAAUAC